Spathaspora passalidarum NRRL Y-27907 is the source of this 499-nucleotide messenger RNA. RefSeq lists its product as uncharacterized. The transcript has a single exon. Lineage: Eukaryota; Fungi; Ascomycota; Pichiomycetes; Serinales; Debaryomycetaceae. The record is from RefSeq and is a predicted model, not a curated record. The annotation marks the transcript as partial.
AACCUAACCGAUUAAUAUAUACACUUGCUAACUGUUGUUUGUAAAAACUAGAGAACAAUUGUAACAAUGAGCAAGUGGAAGCUACAGGUCUUGCUUAUUCCGUUGGAUUACACAUAUGUGGCCACCGCGCAGGUCAAUACUCUGGUAAUCAAGCGAUUUCUACACUUGACCGAUCCUAACGCCGAAUUGGCAAUCAUUCGAGAAGAAAUCAAGGCCAAAUACAAAAAGCUCUACCCCAAUGACGAACCGCUAGACAUUGACCGACUACAAGAUGGCAACAACAAUGACUUGGAUCCCGAUUUCUUAGUCAAUGACGUCUUUUCCUCCGGGGACAUUUUGCGGAUUAUUGUUAAUAACCAAUUUAAACCGCUCACACCAUUCCACCACCCCCACUAUCCUCAGUUUGCUUCAGCACAAGCUACUCCGCUUCACUUAAACACUGGUGAUUUCUCAAUAGGCACCGUGGGAACAAGUCGUAAACGGACUCAAGAUUAUCUUG